Molecule: messenger RNA, 454 nt
Organism: Centruroides sculpturatus (bark scorpion)
Lineage: Eukaryota; Metazoa; Arthropoda; Arachnida; Scorpiones; Buthidae
Product: cytochrome P450 9e2-like
Exons: 5
Molecular function (GO): oxidoreductase activity, acting on paired donors, with incorporation or reduction of molecular oxygen; monooxygenase activity; heme binding
Source: RefSeq, a predicted model, not a curated record
GUUAUUUAACACGAUAUUUUGGAUAUUGGAGUAAACUCGGAGUACCUGAAGUGCCUCCAAUGAUUUUCACGGGAUCAAUGCGUUUAGAUUUUAGCACUCCUCAUGGUGUACGUGAGCAGAAAUGGUACAAGAAAUACGGAAAAAUUUUUGGAAUUUACGAGGGAUCAAAUCCAGUUCUUAUGAUAGCUGAUCCAAAUUUAAUGAAAGAUAUUUUAGUAAAAGAUUUUCAAUCUUUUAUGGAUUUAAGAAAUCUUAAAUUUGGAGAUCCAAUUAUUGACAGGAUGCUCUUUGUACAAACCGGUAAAAAAUGGAAAGACAUGAGAAGUAUUAUGACUCCCGCUUUCACUAUUAGUAAAAUGAAGAUGAUGACAAAGUUAAUUAAUGAAUGUGCCCAAAUAUUAAUCGAUAAUUUCUUAGAAGCAGCUGGAAAUAAAAUAGAAGUUGAUAUUGAUGA